This is a messenger RNA of Parnassius mnemosyne (clouded apollo), 591 nucleotides long. The record is from the annotation of a GenBank genome assembly. Lineage: Eukaryota; Metazoa; Arthropoda; Insecta; Lepidoptera; Papilionidae.
AUGGAUCCUUACGAAAUAGAAUUUAUCGGCGAAAAUAGAAUCGUCAGUAUCAUUCCCAACUUUUCACACGACAAAAUAUUUCUUAUUUGCGGUGAAUUUGGCCCGUUCCGCGCUGGAUUGCCGAUGAAUGUACCGCUCUGGCUAGGAGUUAUGCUAAAACAAAAACAAAAGUGCAGAAUAGUACCACCAGAUUGGAUGGACAUUGAAGUUUUGGAAAAUAUAAAAGAAGAAGAAAAGCGAUCCAGGUUUUUCACAAAAAUGCCAAAUGAACACUACAUGGUUGAAGCAAAAUUGAUCUUAGGGGCAGCAGCAGAAGAUAUACCUAGGGCUUCAGAAAUAAAAACCAUCAUCAAAGAUAUCUGGGAUAUAAGAAUGUCAAAGUUACGAACCUCCAUGGAUGCCCUCAUGAAAUCUGGUGGCAACUAUGGUAGACUUGAUCACUUAACAAUGAUGGAAAUCAAUUCAGUGAAGCCAUUACUUCCGGAGGCUAUGGAUGAGUUGCAUAGGAUAAAAAUGAUGGCCAGAAAAACAAUGCCUGCCAGUUUAAAUAAUUCUACGUUCAGUCAAACGGGUGGCUCACAAAAUAUUUAG